This is a messenger RNA of Mycosarcoma maydis (corn smut), 378 nucleotides long. RefSeq lists its product as uncharacterized. Gene Ontology annotation, cellular component: nucleus; negative cofactor 2 complex. Bases 1 to 378 code for a protein of 125 amino acids. The record is from RefSeq and is a predicted model, not a curated record. Gene Ontology annotation, molecular function: transcription coactivator activity; transcription corepressor activity; protein heterodimerization activity. Gene Ontology annotation, biological process: negative regulation of transcription by RNA polymerase II; transcription by RNA polymerase II; positive regulation of transcription by RNA polymerase II. NCBI's taxonomy places the organism in Eukaryota, Fungi, Basidiomycota, Ustilaginomycetes, Ustilaginales. The transcript is spliced from 3 exons.
AUGGUCAAGCGAUCAGCACAAUGCAAGUUCCCAGUGGCUAGGAUCAAGAAGAUCAUGCAAGCCGACGAAGACGUGGGCAAAGUCGCACAAGCAACACCGGUUUUGAUCUCCAAGGCGUUGGAGCUUUUUAUGGCAAGCAUCGUCGAAGAGACAGUGAAAGAGACACGUAGCAGAGGAGCGAAGAAGAUGACUCCGUACCAUGUCAAGAGAACGGUGCACACCAACGAAACGUUUGACUUCCUCAAAGACAUUGUCGCCAAAGUCCCCGAUCCGGUCGAGACCGACUCUUCAGCAGCAGCAACAGCCACAGCAGCAGCCGGCGACAAUCGAGGCGGAAAACGCAGAAAGACGGCCAAGAACGCCGACGAGUCGGAUUGA